GCAGCUAGCUGCAACUCCGACCCUCAUGUCACGACCCAUUGUCGUCAAUUCAUCGUACUCUGGCAGCCUCGUCGCGUGUCCGCAGUGAAUGAUUGAUUUCGGUACCCCUAUUCUCGCCGGUAUCCCCCACAGAAUACCUACGUAUCCCACGACAUACGUAUUCCACGACGACCGACAUUCCACAGGGACCCCCCAACAUGCUGUCCUUCAGUAAGGACAAAGACGGGGAGAAGGCGGCUAGUGCGCCGAACUACACCGAGGACUCGGACGUCCAGGAGGGCAUCGUGACCGGGAACAGCGACAACCUCCAACGGCACCUGAACAACCGCCAGAUCCAGCUCAUCGCCAUCGGAGGCUCCAUCGGGACGGCCCUCUUUGUGAGCAUCGGCACCGGUCUGUACAAUGGCGGGCCCGGCAGCUUGCUCCUCGCCUACUCGAUCCAGUCCAUCUUCCUUGCCAUGGUCAACAACUGCAUCGCCGAGAUGAGCACCGCGUACCCCGUCAGCGGCGGCUUCAUCCGCCUGGCCGGUAAAUGGGUAGACGAAGCGCUCGGCUUCAUGGUCGGCUGGAACUUCUUUUUCUAUGAAGCUUUGCUGAUUCCUUUUGAGAUCUCGGCCUUUACCCUGGUGUUGUCCUUUUGGAGCCCUACGGUGACUGAGCCUGGCCCAGUCGCUGGUAUCUGCGCGGCCAUCAUCAUCUGCUAUGCCGCCAUCAACAUUCUGGCUGUGAGAGCGUAUGGUGAAUCCGAAUUCUGGCUCUCGGGCGGAAAGGUCAUUUUGAUCUUCGCCUUGUUCUUGUUCACCUUCAUCACUAUGGUGGGCGGGAACCCUCAAAAUGAUGUCUACGGUUUCGUCAACUGGCAGAGACCCGGGGCCUUCAUGGAGUAUUUGAGCCAAGGCACCCUAGGUCGCUUCGAAGGCUUCUUGGGAGCCCUGUGGUCAGCAUGUUUCACCGUCGUGGGACCCGAGUAUAUCUCCAUGGUAUCGGCUGAAGCAAUGCGGCCCCGAGUCUACAUCAAGAGCGCCUUCAAGACGGUUUACUUUCGGUUCUGUCUUUUUUUCGUCGGCGGCGCGCUAGCUGUCGGCAUCUCUUGCUCUCCAAGGGAUCCGGCUCUAGCGGAUGUCGUACUCGGCAACACCUCCGGCGCCACUGCAUCGGCUUCACCCUAUGUGAUCGCCAUGGGGAACCUCGGCGUUUCCGUUUUCCCUCACAUUGUCAACGCUCUUCUGUUGACCUCCAUAUUUUCCGCCGGCAACACAUACACCUACUGCGCCAUUCGUACCCUCUAUUCGCUCGCGCUUGAGGGGAGAGCCCCGAGGUUCCUCACCUACACAAACAAGAAGGGUGUACCGAUUUAUUGCUUCUUCGUCGUCAUGAUCUUCCCGCUGCUGUCGUUCAUGCAGGUUUCGAGCAACUCGUCGGUCGUCAUCACUUGGUUUGCCAGUCUUAUCACAGGUGGAGGACUAAUCAACUACAUCGUCAUGACCACAACCUUCAUCUUCUACUACCGCGCCUGCAAGGCCCAGGGCAUCGACCGCCGACAGUUCUCCUACUUCGGCUGGUUCCAACCGUACUGCGCCUACCUCGGGCUCGCCUGGAUGCUCGCCGUGGCCCUCCUGUACGGGUACCCGUCCUUCAAGCCCUGGUCGGUCUCGACCUUCUUCUCGAGCUACACGAUGCAGCUCUUCAUCCCGCCGCUCUUUAUCUUCUGGAAGUUUUUCAAGGGAACCAAGUUCGUCAAGCCGCACGAAGCCGAUCUCGUCUGGGAGCGCCCGGUCAUCGACGCUUACGAGGCCACCUUUAUCGAUCCCCCGGCCGGCUUCUGGAAAGAAAUGGGCCAGAUGAUCGGCAUUGGGAGAACCAAGGGCGGGAACGAGAGGCGGGUUGGCCACAAUGGACAGGAUCUCGAUCGCUCUAAGCAAAGUGGCGAUGCGUCACAGCCGGUGAUGGGGGCCUGAGAACUGGUUGAGAAGACCGGGGCGAGUACUGAUGGCGGCCGAGUUCAUGGUAUCCGAGGAUGGGGGAAGCCUUGAUGUUGCUCGGUGGCGUGGCUGUUACAUGUACUUAUUUGGGAG
Chaetomium fimeti is the source of this 2075-nucleotide messenger RNA. Its product is annotated as amino acid permease-domain-containing protein. Lineage: Eukaryota; Fungi; Ascomycota; Sordariomycetes; Sordariales; Chaetomiaceae. The record is from RefSeq and is a predicted model, not a curated record. Gene Ontology annotation, cellular component: membrane. The transcript is spliced from 5 exons. Gene Ontology annotation, molecular function: amino acid transmembrane transporter activity. The coding region runs from base 198 to 1958 and encodes 586 amino acids. Gene Ontology annotation, biological process: amino acid transmembrane transport.